AUGACUGUGAUUCCACCGGAGUUCACUGUGGCGGAGUUGAAGGAAGAGGACAAGUACGAGGGUCGAGAGAUUGAUGCCAAUAUUGCUGCUAGUCUCCCUGAGGGUGUAGAUGUCAUUUGGGUAUCUACAUAUGGCGCGACGCAUUGGUCGAUAUCUACCAAGAUUGACACGAUCGUCAAUGGUGAAGAGAAAUCAUUCUUCCUCAAGGAGUAUCGCGACGUAAACGCAGAAGCAAUGGUCAAGGCCGAGUAUGAGUCUACGGCGGCACUCUAUGCUAUUUCCCCUCAGAACGUGCCUGAGCCUAUUGGGUAUGGCUCCUUUGCAUCAGAUGCUCAGCGAUUCUUCUACGUCCAAGUAUUCUGUGACAUGAAUGAAGAUCUUCCUGAAGUAGACAACUUCGUCACCGUUCUGUCCAAGUUCCACGCAAAGCAGUCACCGGACGGGCAAUUUGGAUUCCAUAUAACUACAUUCCAAGGCAACAUUCCGCAGAACAACAGCUGGACCCACACUUGGGAAGAAUACUUCGCUCGCGGUCUGCAGGAUAUGAUUGAUAGGGAACGUAGCAUCCAAGGUUCUGACCCGGAAAUGACCGAGUUAUCUGCCAAGCUAAUGUCACAUGUCGUGCCUCGACUCCUACGGCCAAUGGAGACAGCUGGCAAACGAAUCAAGCCAGUGUUGCUGCACGGUGAUCUAUGGCAUGGCAACGUGAGCAUCGAUAAUGUCUCUGGUGACCCGAUCUUUUAUGAUGCUGGGAGCUUCUACGGACACGGAGAAUAUGAUGCUGGCCCGUGGCGCGCGACGCGCUACCGUUUCGACAAGACUCAUCUGCGUGCUUAUCACAAGCUGGUGGAUAUAUCUGAGCCAGUGGAGGAUCAUGAUGACAGAAAUGCGUUGUAUGCGUUGAAGAACGACCUUUUGGUGUCGUGUUGCUGGAAAAAUACAAAAUCCACACGGCAGCUUGCCAUCAAUGAAAUGCGUCGUCUAGUCACAAAAUAUCCAGAUGGCUACGAAGGCUAUGUGGCGAGCAACAGCCAACCUGCAGCUGGUGCGUGA
Molecule: messenger RNA, 1053 nt
Organism: Pseudovirgaria hyperparasitica
Lineage: Eukaryota; Fungi; Ascomycota; Dothideomycetes; Acrospermales; Acrospermaceae
Exons: 3
Coding region: 1-1053 (350 amino acids)
Source: RefSeq, a predicted model, not a curated record